Messenger RNA from Micromonas pusilla CCMP1545, 1101 nucleotides. RefSeq lists its product as uncharacterized. Lineage: Eukaryota; Viridiplantae; Chlorophyta; Mamiellophyceae; Mamiellales; Mamiellaceae. The transcript has a single exon. Bases 1 to 1101 code for a protein of 366 amino acids. The record is from RefSeq and is a predicted model, not a curated record.
AUGACGCGCGUCGCCAUGCACCUCGCGCACGCGUUCGUCAUCACCCUCGCGUGCUGCUCGCGCGUCGCUCGCGCGUAUGCGGCGUCGGACGCCGCGCUCCCCGUCGUCGGCGCGAGGGACGAGCGCGCGGCCGCGGGCGACGACGCCGCCGCGGUCUCCUCCGUCGCCUCGGGACGCGCGACCGCCUCGCGGAGUCUCGCGACGCCGACGAGGCGCGCGUCGCCGCGCGGAGGCGCGGCGGCGAGCGCGCUGGCGGACUACUUCGCGUCCGACAACGCGUCCGACGACGCGAACGACGACGCCGCGACGUCGACCGCGGCGAAGGCGGACCGCGCAGACGACGCGUCGCCGUCGUCGCACGUCGCCGACUUCGCCUUCGAACAGGAAGGAGAAGGACGCGUCUACUCCGCCGCCGAGGCGGGCGCGUCGCCGUCGCAGGCUGCCGACGCCGCCGCGCUCGCCGCGGAAUACGACGCCGCCGAGGCUGCGAUCCUCGCGUCGUACGAGGCGGCGCUGGCGGCGUGGCUCGAGCGAGAGACCGCGCUCGACGCCGCGUUCGCCGCGGCGGAAGCCGCCGUCGACGCCGCCGCGCGCGACGUCAAGACCCGCGACGCCGCGCACGAGGACGCGUACGCGAACGAGCGCGCGUGGGCGCGCUCCAACCCGGACCUGGACGCGUACGCGAAGGAGCUGUGCACGCAGACGGUGCAUCACAAGCCCGUCUACGUGCCGGGGGUGUGGUCGCCGCCGCGUCGCGCGCCGUCCGUGAAAGUUCCGGGGACGCCGCCGGUAUUGAUACCCGGCGCGCCUUCGUACUGGGAGCCCGGCCGCGCGCCGUUCUACACCCCCGGGUUCUGGACGCCGGGGAAGCCGCCGCGGUACGUCUCCGCGGUGCGCCCGACGGUCGUGCCCGCGGUGAAGGGGACGGUGAUACCCGGCGAGUUCGUGCCGCCGGCGUACACGCCGGGGUUCGUCAUCCCCGGGUGGCACGAGACGACCGCGUGCGCGCUGCCGUGCUGCCCGGCGCACGCGGUGAUUCCGCCGCCGGUGAUUCCGCCGGUGAUCGUGGAUCCGGUCGUAUCCAACGGUGUGGGAUACUGA